AUAGUUAGUAUUGUACUGUACUUUACACACACACACUAUACAUACAUACAUACAGUACACUAACUAUACGUUUCAGUCAAUUAAUACACUAUAAUCUAUAACUAAUACUAUUAGUGAUACUCCAGUUGUUGUGGACAUCAGUGGUCGUCGAGAAGAUUAAGAAUAAGAAGAAGAAGAACUAAUAGUAGUAGUGGUCGUCGUCGUUGUGUUGUCGUCAUCAUCAGUGAAGAAUCAGUGAAGAAUCAGUAGAGACGGUUGUAUAUGAAUCAAAAGGCAUCGGAGCGGCCAACACUUCAGGGUCAACGUAUUAAGGCCAGAAAAAGAGAUGAAAAAGAGAAGUUCGACGCGAAAGGCUUUCGUGACUCAAUCUUUAUCGGCAUCAACGAGUCCAGCGGCGAUCUCGACCAGUUGUCCAAAUUUCUAGACAUAUCCGGCAACAAACUAGACUAUCGUCUAUACGGUGAAGCCUUGUUCGACAUUUUGAUUGCUGGCGGACUGCUAGCACCGGGCGGUUCCAUAAUCGAAGAUCCACCGGAUAAUUGUCGUACGGAAACAUCGGUAUUCGGUUCGCCGGCCGGCGAUGACGAAGCUGUCCGAGCCUAUGCACAAGUGGUAACCAAACUGGUUCGCCGWUACAAGUAUUUGGAAAAAACAUUGGAAGAAACCUUGAAAAAGAUUGUCGUAUUUCUCAAGGCAUUUACCGCCGAUGAUCGGGAAAAAUUGGCCAAAUUUUGCGCCUUUUUACUCGCUUCGGGCCAAACGAAUUUGUCCACAAGUAUAUUGUCGGCUGCAUUACAGGAUCAUCUCGUUAAGGAAGGUAUUGCAUCGGAAUUUCUGAUAACUGUCCUCAAGUACUGGCACUCGGAUAAGGACGCGACACAAGUGUGGAACGCCCUCCGAAAAUCGGGACUCGAUUCGAAACUAUUGGACUUCUAUCCGAGCUCUAAGCGCACUCACGAGACACUAUCGGAAGCGUUUAUAGCCUCUGGACUGAACCAAUUGGUCGACUAUCAUAAGGCCCAGUUGGGUACAUCAGUUAAACGUGAACUACAGKUCAAGGUAUCUGAACUGAUUCGGGAAAGUGCUUCCGUUAAAGAACUUAUAGCCGUUGUCAAGGAAUCGGUAGCCAAAUUUUUGAUACCCGAAUCCGAAGUAGCCGUUUUGCUAUGGAAUACAUUGAUGGCAGCGGUGGAGUGGAACAAAAAAGAGGAACUGGUGGCCGACCAGGCCCUGAAACAUCUGCGCCAAUACAAUGGCCUGUUGGGUGAAUUUGCAAAGACACCGAAAUCGGAACUGGCUUUGAUUGUCCGCAUCCAAGAGUUUUGCUACGAGAAUAUGAAUUUUCUAAAAGUUUUCCAAAAGAUUGUCGUCCUUUUAUAUAAAACUGACGUAAUAAGCGAAGACGUUAUCGUCAAUUGGUUCAAAAAGGAUCACUCGUCCAAAGGCAAGAGUGUAUUCCUCGAACAGAUGAAAAAGUUUGUCGAAUGGCUACAGAAUGCUGAAGAAGAGUCUGAAAAYUCGGAUUAAAUGUAUUGUUUAGGAAACAAGCAAACAAUACAAUCAAACAAACAUAACAUUUUAAAUGGCAAUUAAUUGAAAGAAACAAAAAAACAUCCAUCGAUUAACAUUUACAUCUAUAACUACUAUCACUACUACUACUACAACAACUACUACACUACUAAUUGUGUAAUAACAACAACUGAUUGUUUUUUUUUUGAGAAAAAAAUWUUUUUUUUUUAAUGAUAAUUAUUGAUAUUAUUACUAUUACUAUAUUAUACUGAUUAUUAUAUAAUGGAUUUU
Molecule: messenger RNA, 1800 nt
Organism: Oppia nitens
Lineage: Eukaryota; Metazoa; Arthropoda; Arachnida; Sarcoptiformes; Oppiidae
Gene: kra
Product: protein krasavietz-like
Exons: 5
Coding region: 262-1527 (421 amino acids)
Cellular component (GO): membrane; cytoplasm
Molecular function (GO): protein binding
Source: RefSeq, a predicted model, not a curated record